Molecule: messenger RNA, 1172 nt
Organism: Musa acuminata subsp. malaccensis (wild Malaysian banana)
Lineage: Eukaryota; Viridiplantae; Streptophyta; Magnoliopsida; Zingiberales; Musaceae
Product: secretory carrier-associated membrane protein 2
Biological process (GO): protein transport
Cellular component (GO): trans-Golgi network membrane; recycling endosome membrane
Source: RefSeq, a predicted model, not a curated record
AGAAGAAGAAGAAGGAGAGAGAGAGAGAGAGAGAGAGAGGAACAAGCAGCAGCAGUUUUCUCAUGGCAGGACGCAGGUACGAGGCCAACCCCUUCGACGAGGAGCACGUCAAUCCCUUCUCGCAGCAACCCGGAAGAGUUUCUCCUAAUCUUGGGAUUUCAGCUCAUCCUCCACACCAAGCUGGUUUUUACGGCUAUCGCGGUCCAACAAUUGAUAUCCCUCCUGAUACAGCAAAGGAUGUGAAGAGGAAGGAAGCAGAGUUAGAGAUCAGAGAGGCAGAACUGAAGAAGAGGGAACAGGCAUUAAGACAAAGGGAAGAAGCUGCAGCAAGGGCUGGAAUUGUUUCAGAGGAUAGAAACUGGCCCCCAUGUUGCCCUAUUAUUCACCAUGACAUUGCCAAUGAAAUUCCCAUACAAUUGCAGAGGAUGCAGUAUAUUGCCUUUGCAUCACUUUUGGGAUUAACAUUAUGUCUUUCAUGGAAUGUAAUAUCCACACUGGCGGCUUGGAUUAAAGGCGAAGGUAUAAAGAUCUGGUUCCUAGCUGUUAUCUACCUCACUACUGGUGUCCCAGGAGCUUAUCUGUUAUGGUAUCGUCCUCUCUAUCGUGCAAUGAGGACUGAUAGUGCUCUGAGCUUUGGAUGGUUCUUCAUAUUUUACUUGGUUCACAUAGCUUUUUGUGUCUACUCUGCGGUUGCUCCUCCUUUCCCUUUCAAAGGAAAAUCUUUGACUGGCAUCCUUGCAGCAGUGGAUGUUGUUGGAGAUGCUGUUGUGGUUGGGAUCUUCUACUUCAUUGGGUUUGGUUUCUUCUGUAUUGAGGCACUCAUCAGCCUUUGGGUCAUUCAGCAAGCAUACAUGUAUUUCAGAGGAAGUGGAAAAGCUGUGGAGAGGCACGACACUGAACAUGGUUCGACCAGGUGAAAGCGUCAGAGGUUGGCAGCUGAAUAAUAGUAUAUCUAGUUUAAUUGGAGUAGAUAGUUCUAAACAUCUGCUUCAUUCAUGCUCUUCUUUCCACUUUAGCAUGGUUAAGCAUUGGAGACAAUGAUCUGCGGAGCUGUAGACUGUUGUUGACUGCUGUAUAAUUCCACUAGAGAAGUAUUCAGAGUUUGCUUAAACUACUUUUUUGGUGAUACUUUCAAUGAAAAUAAUAAAAUGUUUGUGUGCCUGAUUGAGCAA